AUGGCACCGGCUAAAAGGAAGAGAGGUGAUCGACAAUCUUUGGAUACCAGCGAUAGUAGGCCAUCUCCUCUUCGUCCACAAAAUAACAACGCUGGGCUUCACGAAAUGAGAGAUAACAUCAGGAGGUCGAAUCGUGGAGGACAAAAUAGCUACGGAGGAAGGGGCGGUCGUAGAAAUGAUAACUGGGAUCACUCUUAUCAAAUUAAUAUAAAGAACAGAGCGACUCCAACUCCAGGUCCAAUGUCACCACCUCAGCGACCAUUAAGUGCAAAUCAAACACCAGCUCCGACACCAACUCAAACACCAGCAAGUAUUACCGACCUAUUAGUUGUACCGAAAUCUAACCUAGCACCAUACGACUUUUCUUUUAUCACUGAUGAGCGCUUAGGAAAAUGGGAAUAUUCUGGACGCGAAGCAGUAGUAACACUUGGUAUCCAAGCUCGUCAAGAUGAGGAUACCACAGACCUUGGAAGUAUAUUUCAGGAACUUACCAGAGCAACACUUAAUGGACGACUUGACCCAGAUGUAGCUGGUAGCUGUGUACAAGAUAUAUUAGGGCCAGAUACCUCUGAUGAUCCAAGCUUAGCUUUUGAUGCACGUAACUUUUUCCUCGAUAUUCUAUCCAUGGUAUGUGAGGCUGAAGAGAAUCUCAAAAUUCCUUUUCUUCGAAUAUUUUCGGUCAGUACCGGAAUCUCACCUGUCACAAUGCGGCAGAAACUUGAUGGAAAGCUUCUUCAAGAUCUUGGCCUUACUCGCGAAACUUUUGGCCGAGUCGGCGUCAGGCAAGCUACAAAUCUCCUAUAUCGACAAGCAAAUUAUAACUUGCUUCGUGAAGAAACUGAAGGAUAUGCAAAACUUGUUGCAGAGCUUUUCACCACAAGUGAAAAUGAACGACCAUCAAGCGAGGCUGUUGAGGACGCAUUCGAAAGAAUGAAGGCUUUGAUUGGCACAUUUGACCUAGAUGUUGGCCGUGUUCUAGACAUCACACUCGAUAUCUUUGCCUCCAUUUUAAUAAAGCACUAUCGAUUCUUUAUCAAGCUCUUACGCGUCAGCUCAUGGUGGCCAAGAAAUUCACAGAUGGAAACAUUAAUGACAGAAUCUUGUGAUGGACUUCCAAAGUGGUGUCUACCCUCCUCUGUCGGCUUUAUGCCAACUGAAGAAGAUGAGCAAGCUUCAAGAAAUUUUAAGAGAAAAAGGGAUAAAAAUUUUUGGGCUAGAGCCCAUGAGAUUGGACUUGAUGCAUUUUUCGAACUUCGAGGAAUGCGAACAGUUGACGAUGAGACCAAAAACCGACUUACUGCUCAAAGACUAGCUGGAAAAAUCCUUGAGCCCGAUGAAGAGUGGAUGGCACUCACGGGAACUGUUCCUCCACCUGGAAACUAUGUGGCAGCUCAGCUACUUGGAUUCAAGUUGCGAUUUUAUACUUCCGAUGCCCGCGAUAGAGAAGACGUCCUUCCGCCUAACCUCAUGUAUCUAACGGCUCUUCUUAUCAAGAUUGGGUUCAUUUCCUUGGGAGACUUAUAUCCGCAUUUAUGGCCAUCUGACGAAGCCAUGCCAGCUGUCAGGGAAGCAAAGCGAAAAGAACUAGAGGAGAAAGAACGACUUAACAGACCAGGAGGAGGUAUGAAUGCGUUAACAAUGGCUGGGGCACUCCCAGAUGACACUCUCCCAUCUAACAGAAGUCGCGAGGCAACUACUUCAAAAAUCGAAGUAGUUCAUUCGGUGACCGAUUGCGAAGACAAAGAUACGCUCGACGAGCCUACAGACCAGAAGGUCUUGUUACUAGUUUGUUUAUUAACAAUAGGAGCAAUUCCAGAGGCAUUGUUUAUUCUUGGUCGAUUUCCAUGGCUUCCUGAAGCCUACCCUGAACUAAUUGAGCUGAUAAAUCGUAUCUUAAAUUAUUCUAUUUCUGAGGUCUAUGAAGCAAGUCGACCUAUCGGUUUUAAAGAGAGCGAAUGUCCCUCAAAGAAAGUCCCAGACUUCGAUCAGACUGGUAUGCCAAAAGGGGAACUAAAAGUUAGUACAUUACCACGACGAAAACAGUUACGAUGGCCAUUUCCUGAUAAAUUUGAUACCAACGAAAACCUUGCCUAUCGCUUUUAUUGGGAUGAAUGGAAUGAUAAUAUACCUGUUUGCCAAACUGUCGACGAUAUAUUCACAUUAUGUGGUACCUUUCUCAACAUCUCUGGCGUCAAUAUAGGGAAGGAUGCAGCCCUUUUAUCCAAACUUGCAAGAAUCGGCACGAAAAGCCUUGCAGAAGACUCGUCACAAAACAACCUUGAUCGUUGGCAGGAUCUCCUAAAGCGUCUCCUAGUUCCUGCUUUGAGUUUAACAAAGGCAAAUACCAGUCUUGGAAACGAAAUCUACGAUAUGCUAAGAUUCUACCCACUACCAAUCCGGUUUUCAAUUUAUGCAGAAUGGUUUGAAGGCCAGACAUCACGAAUUCCAGCAAUUAGGACAUCUUUUGCCCGAGCAAAACUCGAAACUCAGAGUAUCAUGAAAAGGAUAAGCCUCACAAACUUAACGCAAAUGGCUAAAUCUUUGGCAAAAACAGGAUAUGCCUGUCCGGGGAUUGUCUUUAAAAUUGCUCUUAACCAAAUUGAGGCUUAUACCAAUUUGACAGAGGUUGUAGUAGAAUGUACCAAAUACUUUACUGAUCUAGGAUAUGAUGUGUUGGUCUGGUCACUUUUGAGCUCCCUUGGUGGAAAGAGUAGGGAUCGAACUAAUGCCGAGUAUGCACUUUUACCUAGCCGAUGGCUACUGGCACUCUCAAGCUUCGCUGGGAAGGUUUACAGGAGAUAUGGAAUUAUGAAUUUGCUGCCUAUUAUUCAAUACGUCAAUGAUCAACUCUUUAGAGGAAAUGCCACCGAUCUUGUCAUUUUGAAGGAGCUUAUAUCCCAGAUGGCUGGGAUCGUCCCAGAUACAGACUACACAGACGCACAGCUGGUUGCUAUGACUGGUGGGGAGGCACUUCGACGUCAAACGCUUAUCUCCUUACAAGACAAACGUUUUGAAUCAACUAAAACUGCGAAAAGACUUAUGAGGUCCUUGACAGAAACAAAUAUUUCAGGAGAGCUACUAAUUCAGAUUGCACAGCAUCGCCAGUCUGCCAUAUACAAGAUUCCAGAAGAUAAAGCUCAUAUAAAGCUUUUAGCCACCAUGAUUGAUGAUACGCAGUCCAUCAUGUUCCAAUACCUUGAUCUUCUUCGAUGUAACCUAACUAAUGAGGAAUUUGACAAGCAAGUUCCUGAUAUCCCGCAGCUGUUAAAGGAAUUUGGCCUAGAGCCUGCACUCGCAUUCAUGAUCGGCCGCGGAAGUGUCGCUUAUCGAAUUUCGAGAAUUCCUUUCACCAAGACAAGUAUAAAUUCGGAAUCUAUAUCUUCGAAGGAACCUAUACCAAGUCUAGCAGAUUCGGAUGGUGACGUUGGUAUGAUGAAUGGAGAUCUACAUGCUCAGAAGACGUCAGCUCCUAACAAUGAAACUACAACAGAAGAUGUUAAAAUGGAUGAAGUAAAAGAGGCACUUGCUGCAGAGUCACCCCUGCCAGAAGAGGUGGUCCUGCCGUCAGAUUUAAUGCAGGGGAUUCUAGAGCCAAUACUAACCUCUGUCAAAAUGAUUAUUCCUGAGCACCUAUUUCGAGGAGUUACGCCUGAAUUCUACGUUACAUUCUGGAUAUCCACACUGGGCGAUUUUUCAAUUCCUAGCGCAAGCUAUGAAAGUAAAGUUCAAGAACUUCUCAACCAGGCUGCAGAGAUAGGUAAAGACAGGUCUGAUAUGACACGUCAAGGUAUGGCACGAAAAGAAGAGGUAAAGAAAACUCUCAACGUUGCACGAGAAGCAGUCCUAAAAGAGUUCGCAAAAGCUGUAUAUAGCUACCCACAUAAGAAGGCACGCUUUCUGAAACCCAAAGCGCUCUGGUUCAACUCGUCUGUCAAGGCCGACGAGAUGAGUGAUUUUCUUCUCGAAAAGUGCAUAAUUCCUCGUCUAUUACUAUCACCUAGUGAUGCAGAUUACUGCUUCAAGCUCAUCAAAUUGUUGCACGACAAUUGUGUACCGCAUUUUCGAACUCUUUCCCUCUAUGGCAGGAUAUUCAGAACUAAUCGUCUUCGAUCGUUAAUAUUUUCCUGCACAAUACGAGAAGCUGAAAAUCUGGGGAGAUUUCUUCGACUGUUGCUCACAGACCUUGCUCGAUGGCAUGCUGACUCGACCGUUUACGAAAAGGAGGCGUGGGGAUCGGCGAAAAAUCACCCGGGAUUUGCGAAGUCGUUGGACGCCGACGGGAAACCCAAAGCUUUACUCGAGCAUGACGGUAAUCCAGGGUUCAAACAUGUAUGCUUUGGAUGGCAGAAAACAUUAAAUACAGCACUCCGCGACUGUCUUGAUGGGACUGAAUGGAUGCACAUACGAAACGCGAUUACAAUUCUUAAGUCAGUUGUUGAAGUUUUCCCCGCUGUAGACUUUAUGGGGAAUUCUUUCAUUAAACAACUAGAAACUAUUGCUAAGCGUGAGCUUAAAGUGAGAGAAGAUCUAUCGCUGACUUCUAACGCUACUUUGGUACAACUCAAAAAAAGAUCGAAACGUUGGGUUAUGGUUCAGGCUUACGGGAAUAAUCUAGUUAGUUCAUCUCAGACAAACGGUACUAGCAUUUCUCCAGCUUUGACAAGCGAUAAAUCAAAUCUCAAGCCCAACGCUGCUGAAUUCAUACCAAUCUCUAGGGCCAGUUCCACUGGCAUUUCAGCUUCGAAAACAACGGUCGAAGUUGAGGACGGCGAAGUUGACGACUCCAGGAUUACGGCACAUCCAAAAGCAGCUACUUUUCAUCCAGCACCUCCAGACACCGAAAUGAUGGGAGCUUCUGUACCUGCCACAAUGGAGUCCAAGAAGUCUGAGAUCCUUGAUCGAAGAGAGCAAAUCAAACGUGAGAAUGCCGCAAAAGUAUCUACUCAGUCCAGCCCUCCGUUGGUACCUUUACGAUCAGAUCCCCUCCGAAGCUCUAUCCUUGAACGUACAAAUUCAUUCCUUCCAAAUCGUCCUGAUGCACCUUUUCCUACACGAGACUUGCUAGAGAGACAUCCAUCUCGCCAUGGUGAUCGAAGGGAGAUUAGAGACACUCGGAAUCCUGAUCAAAGAAUUUUAGAGCGACCAAACAGGCCAAUAGAAAGACCACGAGAAUUUUCUGGUGAGCGACGCAACAUAGAACCAACCUCAAGGGAAUUUAUUAGAUUAGAUCGUCUAGUCUCUGACCGUGAUCGAGCGAGACCUGAACAUUCAAGAUGGGCAGAAUCUUUACGUGACAAUUUCGAGAAACCUAAUAAUUCGCGUCCUGAAGUAGGUCGACAGUCCCGGGAAGCACCACCAACAAGAAUAUCCAUUCCCACCAUGGAACAUGGAAUGAUAACAAGUUCUGAUAGAGUUCUCAACACUGAAAGACAAGAGCUGAUAAAUCCCGAGAGAGCCGCUCUUAUAUCUGGUGAUAAGGAUAAUCCACACAUCUCUCCCAGGCGAGGAAGGGAUGAAGCAGAAAAAUUGACAUCUAGAUCUAAGUCCCCUAGAAGGCAUGCAGUUGAGAAAAACUAUGAGACAAGAUGGGAAGAUAGGUCUGCGCGAGCUACUCCUUCUGAAACAUAUAACAGUUCACGGAUACGAAACGAAGAAUGUCCACCACCCCCUGCAGGGCCUAGAAGCGAUAGGCCAACAGAUCGGGACCGUCCUAAUAAUAGUGAUAGGCCAAUCUUUCCUCCGCCAUCGCCCUUGGCAAAUUUUUUGCCGCCUGAUCAAUCUAGACUAAAUUUGAUCGUGAGACAACAAGCAGAUCCCAACUUUGGUCGCCUCAAUCCGGCACCACCAUCACCAGAUAUACCAUCAGGACCACGUGAUGCUUGGAGUCUCCGAGCUAGCCGUACCGGCAAUACUUCCAGACAAGAUACCAAAAUUCCUGGAGAGCCAGCCCGUUUACCCUCUCCUGAUCGACAGCCUCCAACUGGCCCUUCCGGAAUUCGUAAUCCUAGACGGAGUGAUUCAAGCGACCAGCUUGAUAUUACAGCUGCAGCUUCCGUCCCUCUACCCGUAACGCCAUCAACACUCUCUCCUAUCUCUGGAAUACACCCUGAUAGGCUCAAAUCACUCGGUAGUUCGAUUAUCCAACAUACCCCAACUCAUCAAAAUCUAUCUAUUCAUCCAGACCGUUUACGAGCUUUUGGUGAAUCCUCUGUACAGAACAAUUUAACUCCUGUCACCAAUAUAAGACCACAAGUACCGACUUCAUCAUCCCUUAGUUUUUCUUCUGGGUCCAAAGUAACACCACCAAGUCUCGGUGGACCAGGACCAAACGGAUCUAUACCUAAUUCACUUACAGCCCCUACUGGACCCGCCUCGGUAAAUGAACGUGCAUCACGUGGCACUCGCCGUCAACUUGCUGGAAUUAAUACGAUGUUACAACAAGCUGGUCAGCAAUUAAAUUCUGAUCGCCCGGUUGUCCGUGGUCGAGGAAGAAUUACAUCAGGUAUAAGUGGACCCGAGUCUUCUAUUGUAUCAACAGGCAAUGUGUCUACAAUUAUGCCAAGUUCACAGCCUUUCAAACCUGAGCCCAUGGUAGAUGUUGAGCGCGUGGACCUCAUAACUGGAAGUAACUCGAUGGAGGAAAAAGAGAGAGAUCGUAGUGGUAGACGAGAUCGCUCAGGACGUCAUAGUCGAAGAACCUCCAGAAGCCCUGGUCGAGAAAGGGAGAUAAAACGUGGUGUAGUCGAAGAAGAACGAGGGUACCGUGAGCGUAAUGAUAGAAGAGCUCUUGAUAGAGAUGCUGAAAGAGACACACGGCACAACACGAGGCUUCCAGGAGAAGAAUUAAUACAUGGUGCGAGAGAUCGUACUAGAGAGCGAAUCGCACGACGCGAUGGAAGAGAACGUGAUCCUGUAAGGGACCAGCAGGAUUUAAGCGACAAGGGGCGUGGUGGUGAUACUAGUCGCGCGGGUCGCACAAGAGACUUGAGAACAGGUGAAGAGCGCAGGGAUAGUCGAGGGGUAAGAGAGGAAGGUCGAAAAAGAUACAGCGAGGAAGGGAGCAUUGACUCCAGGAAACGAGUUCGACGGGUAUGA
This is a messenger RNA of Blumeria graminis f. sp. triticale, 7095 nucleotides long. NCBI's taxonomy places the organism in Eukaryota, Fungi, Ascomycota, Leotiomycetes, Helotiales, Erysiphaceae. The record is from the annotation of a GenBank genome assembly.